AUGCAUUCUCUUCCUCUCUUCUUGACUAUUUCCAGCACCCUUAUUCCCUUGAACAAUGCACUUCCAGCACCUUCUCCGGCGCCAACAGCGGCUCCUAAUGUCGACGUCGCCGAGCUGCAAGAGCGUCAACUCCUGGGUGGCGUGCUCAGCGGCGUGGGAAGCUUACUAGGCGUCGUUGGCAGCGCGCUGGACGACCUCAACAACCUGAACGGCAAAUCCAAUGCGCAGAGUUCUGCUUCAUCCAUUUUGAUCAACCAAGUCACACCCACAGCCACCGUGACCGAUGCAGCGCAGGCGCAGUCUGCCAUCUCAGCCGUAUGGCAAGCAAGCCCAACGCCGAACAACGUCUAUGCUGGCCUGGGACGUUUGGUCGCUGCAGGAUUGACUGGCGAAGGUGUCGGCGCAGCGAACAGUCAGCUUAUUGGCAACGAGGGCAUGAACAGCAAUAACAAUAACAACCCGAUCAAUCCAUCACCAGCGGCAUACCCCAAAGCCGGGCCCAACGAUGCACCCUAUGACCUGAGCGAAGCAGACCUACGCAAGGCGAUCUACAUCCCCAGCACCUUCCAGUACGGCCGCAAAGGGGCACCUCAACCUGUCAUUCUCGUCCCAGGAACAGGUGCGACCGGCUAUCUGACUUUCGUUGGCAACUACAUUCCUCUGCUGCAGGAUUCCACGAUUGGCGAUCCUGUCUGGCUCAACAUUCCGGGUUACCUCCUCGCGGAUGCUCAAGUCAACUCUGAAUACGUAGCUUACGCCAUUAACUACAUCUACGGCGUCAGCAACAAGCGCCAAGUAGCUGUCCUAGGAUGGUCGCAGGGCAACAUCGACAUCCAUUGGGCGAACAAAUUCUGGCCAUCCACUCGUGCCAAGCUCACCGACCACGUCGCCAUUUCGCCAGACUAUCACGGCACCGUGAUCGCGAACGCCGUCUCCCUCGGCGAACCCCUUCCACCCUCUUUCCUACAACAAGAGUACAACUCAAACUUCAUCACCACACUCCGCAACUACAACGGCGACUCCGCCUACGUCCCAACCACAAACGUCUACUCUGGCUUCUUCGACGAGAUCGUCGAACCGCAACAAGGCACAGGUGCGUCCGCCUUCCUCAACGAUGUCCGAAAGGUCGGUGUUUCCAACAGCGAAGUCCAAGUUGUGUGUGCUGGUCAGCCAGCAGGAGGCUUUUACACGCACGAAGGUGUCUUGGCGAAUGCCCUGGGCUUCGCACUGUUCAAAGAUGCGUUGGCGAACCCAGGUCCCGGACAGCCAUCGAGGUUAAAUCUUGGGCAAGUGUGUGCUGCGCCAUUCACGCCUGGAUUGCACGUCACGGAUGUGCUAUUGACGGAGAAUGCCAUCCUGGUUGCUGGGAUUGCUACGCUGGCGUAUCCCAACAAGGUCGUUGCGGAGCCGCCGAUCGAGAUUAAGUCUUGA
This is a messenger RNA of Recurvomyces mirabilis, 1431 nucleotides long. RefSeq lists its product as uncharacterized. The transcript has a single exon. Lineage: Eukaryota; Fungi; Ascomycota; Dothideomycetes; Mycosphaerellales; Teratosphaeriaceae. The coding region runs from base 1 to 1431 and encodes 476 amino acids. The record is from RefSeq and is a predicted model, not a curated record.